Molecule: messenger RNA, 6356 nt
Organism: Biomphalaria glabrata
Lineage: Eukaryota; Metazoa; Mollusca; Gastropoda; Planorbidae
Product: protein-serine O-palmitoleoyltransferase porcupine-like
Exons: 14
Coding region: 846-2342 (498 amino acids)
Biological process (GO): lipid modification; protein palmitoylation; canonical Wnt signaling pathway
Cellular component (GO): endoplasmic reticulum; membrane
Molecular function (GO): palmitoleoyltransferase activity; Wnt-protein binding
Source: RefSeq, a predicted model, not a curated record
ACCCGCCCAGGUCCCCGCGCACUGCUGGAUUUGAAUUUUUCCAUUCACUCCAAGCACACCAAAAGUUACCUAAUUUAGUUGGCGUCUAUAAACCUUUGCAUUUUAUACUAGGUUCACAAACUAGAAAACGCACAGCUUUGUAAACAUUUUAUAGAGAUUUUUGGACGUAUAUCUUAGUUUAUUUCGGCUUAGCUUAGUCGAGGAGUAGAGAAAAUCUCAAAUAUUUGGAAGUAGCCUAUUCCGUAAAAAUUUUAUCUACUUAUAUGAUGCUAGGGUCACUUGACCUAAACAAUAAAGAACUUGAAAAACCAAACAGCGGACCUGGAAGAAGAUGGAUCUCCAGCUGUUCGGCGCCAGGAUUAUCCGACCUUCACCAUCAUCAGUACAAGGAACGUCAGGACCAUUUACGAGACUGAGAAAACUGCAAGUGGCAGCAAAGAUGAGAAACAUAAACCUUCAUCUUAAGAAUCAGCGAGUCAAGUUAGACUCUCUCCAACUGUCCCCACGUCUUGCCCAUCUGCUUGACAUCUGCUUCCAAAUUGCGGCACCAUAUAUUCCUGGGCCGUCCCUAUCUUGACGACUACAGGUAUAAACAAAUAGUUUGAGAACAUCGCGCAGGAUGGUACGAACCUCGCCGAUAGCGAAAGAAAUGAAGUUGCCAUAAAAAAGGGGAUGCACAAAAAAGCAGCACUGUUAGAUAGCCCUAAAACAGGAGCAUUCAGACAUACGAAUAGUGGCUAACUUUGCCGCUUCGGAAUCGGCUUACUUAGUAGGAUCCGAUUGUUCGUGGACUCAAAAAGAAACACAAACUAGUUUUUCAUUUGACGGAAAAAAAACCCUCCAAAAUGGAUGACGAUUAUUAUGAUGAUAUGGGUAUGGAAGGAAAUCCUUUGGAAGGAGUCUCAGAAGAAGAACUAAUGGAAAUGCUGCAAAAUUAUGAUGGUGAGCUUACCCCGGAACUUAUGGAUAUGCUCCAGUCUUACAGGCAACCUAAGUCCCCUGAAGUUGUCUAUAGUCGAAGCCAUUUUUCUGAACUAUUUGACAAUUGUAUGUUGCCCACAUGGACUCAGUUGUUUGAGCUUCUAUUGCCACUCUUUGUUUAUUGCAUCAUUUUUCGAAUCCUGCUUUACCUUAGUCAUCUUGGAACAAAAUCUUAUGGAGCACCACAUUGGCUCAUUCAUCUAUGCAGUGCUGUACUUGGGCUGUUGGCUUUAAAUUCAUUUUUCAAAGUUGCCACCCUUUACAUUGUUGUUGCUUGCUUUUUGGCCUACUUUGCUUACAGUUUUGUUAUAGAGCAAAAACGGGAGUGGUGUGGCUUGGUUGGUGCAGUUAUAAUGGUGGUCUUUUCACUCUUGUGCGAACUAUUUUUUGUUGAGGCCGAAACAUGGCAUAAAAUAAGAGGUGCUCAAAUCAUUCUGUUUAUGAAAGUCAUAUCAUUGGGUGUGGAUAUUGGACAAGGAACUGUUGUUGCUUUGCCUUCUGUGGUUCACUAUGCUGGAUAUUGUUUCAAUGUGGGCACAGUGAUAUUUGGUCCAUGGAUAAGUUAUCCACAGUAUUCUAAAUCUUUGGAUAGUCAAUCUAAUUCCUUGGGUGUUUUAUGGAUAUUGAAAGUGUUGCUCACUUCCGUUCUUGGUGUAGUGUUUCUGACACAUUCAAACUGCUUUACUAAUUGGUUGAUUCUGGAUCAUUCUUGGAGAUGGUUUCUAGCUUAUCGAGAUGCCCAAUCCUUUAGAUUUAGUCACUACUCAAUAAGCUUUUUAUCGGAGGCCACGUCAACAUUAAGUGGAAUAAAAUUUGAUGGACCUAAUCUACAGUGGAAUGUUGCACGCCCACAUAACAUUGAGCUGCCUAGAUCACUUGUUGAGGUUGUGACAAACUGGAAUUUACCUAUGCAUUUUUGGCUUAAAACUUAUGUUUUCAAACUAGUCCGUCCAUAUGGAACAUUUUUGGCUGUCAUAUUAACCUAUGCUGCUAGUGCACUUUUACAUGGUCUUAACUUUCAGUUGGCAGCUGUCUUAUUUUCAUUGGGAUUCUAUUCCUAUACAGAGUUUGUGUUUCGAAGAAGACUUUCUCACAUUUUUGAUGCAUGUAUACAAGCUAGGAAAUGUAAAGAAAAAUGUGAUCAUAAAUAUACUCGAACAAACCCUUUUGUAAUAAUGACGAAUUUUGCAUUCAGUUUUCUGGCAGUCUUUCAUCUUGCUUAUUUGGGAUUAAUGUUUGAUAGCAGUGACGGUGAAGAAAAGGGUUACACUAUGUGGCACACACUAGAGAAAUGGUCAAGUCUGAAUUACUUGAGUCACUGGAUAGCUCUAGGCACAUUUAUUUUUUAUUGGCUCAUAUAAUGAUAUCAAACUUUUGAAAUGUUGUUUUUUUCAUUUGGUGUUUAUUGUCCCUACGAACUUACGAGAACAUUAAUGAUAACCACUAGAAUCGAUACAAGAUGUAUAUUAUUACUAAUAUUUUCUUUCCACUUAACUUUUUUAAAAAUAACUUUUGUCUAUUUAAAUGACAGUUAAAUAUUAAAAACAAAAAAAUGUAAAUCAAAUUUUGUUUUGUAACAAAUAUAUAUUUAAAAGAAAGUUAAAUAAGCAAAAAAUGUAAAUCAAAUUUUAUUUUGAAACAAAUAUAUAUUUAAAUGAAAGUUAAAUAUUGAAAACAAAAAAUGUAAAUCAAAUUUUAUUUUGUAACAAAUAUAUUUUCACUUGUGAUGGCUAUUACAUUGUAUAGGUAAAUCAAAAUAUAGAAUACCAUUUUUAUUUUUCAAUCACCAUUUAUUGAUUUUUAGAUAUUUUUUAUAUUUUGAAUUUUUUUUGGCUUAUAAAAAUGAUGUGAUACUGUUUUUAUUUUAGUCUAUUUUGAUAAAUUAGAACACUUUUUGAAUUGGCAUUAAUAGACAAUGCUAAAGUACUAAGAAAUAAUUCAUUUAAAAAAUGUUGGGUUUAGAUCUGAGUGACAUAAACUUUUUUUAUAAGAAUGUUUUUUAAAGAUUUAACUCGAGUGUCACUUUCUUUCGUAUAAAGAAAAAACUAAACAAAUGAAAGAUAACAAAAACAAAACAAGCAACAAAUUCACUUUUUUUAAUUUUCAAAAUGGUAUUUUACCUUCACCUAUCCCUUAAUCUGUUGAACUGUUGGGACACCACACUUGAUCUAUCUACCAUCUUUCUCCAUUCCUCUGUCUUUUGCCUUGGAUAGAAUAUCUUUUAACGGCAGGCUGUCCAUUCUUUUCUCUUUCUCUGUCUGCCUAUUCUUUUUUUUUCUUGGAACUGUUCCCUGAAGGAAGGUCUUUGCAAGCCCUGAUGCAAAUUUCAGUUUACUUUCUUUUAAAUCAGCUGACAAGUUUUUAUUUUCCAAUGUAAAAUAAUAAAAUAACAUUAAAGUUUUUGAAACACUGAAGAAGCCUUAAAUCAUUAUAAUCUUUUAUUAACAAUGAUAUUAAUUGGCUUAUGAUGCUUCAAUAUGAAUUAAAAUAUAACAAACAAGUGCAGUUGUGUAUUAGAGAUAGUAAUCUGAUUGACUUUAAAUUAUUUCACCAUCUGGCAAUCUCAUUAUUUUAUAUCAAUAAUACUUCCUUAUCCUUGCACUUUUGAAGCUUUAAACAAAUGGUCCAUUGCUGAUUCAGGUUAGGAUAGGCAUGUGAUGUACAUUUUAAAGUGUUUGCCUGUUUACUUUAGACUAAAAGCAUAUGUUAGUUAAGUUAAUGAUUAUCUGUGUUUGCAGUGAUCAAAUUUAAAAUGAUUUGAACUAAUACUUUUCUUUUUAUAAAAAAAAAUAUAUAUUAUUGAUAGAUUUGAAUUUUGUUAUAUCAUCAAUAAAUCAACUUAUUUACAGGCCCAAAAAGAAAUUAUUCUUUUCAAAACUAUUCUGGAAAUAUCAGUAAAAUACAUUCUAGACAUAUCUGAAAGCCUCUUAGCUUAAAUUUCACCGUUGCAACUUUUGAAUUUGAUUUUGUAUAGUUUUAUUUUUUAUUUUAAGUCAUUUAUUUUUCUUAAUUUAAGUUUUCAAUAUUUAAUUAUUUUUUUUUUUAAAGCAAAGUUACACUUAGGUUUAAUGUAAAAAGCAACAAAAAAGCACAAUGGCAACAAUCCACAUCAAUCUAUUUUUUCAAUGUUACACAGUUUAUGGUUUUUCAUGUUAUAUGGUUUUAGUGUUGAUCUGAGCUUUUGAAAAUGAAGAUGGAUUCUAUUGGUGAUAUAUAUUAUUUAUUGAUCCAUUUUACCUCUUAGCUUUUACAUUGUUGUCUAUUUUUAAUCUUAUUGCUGCUGUGGGUGUUAUAUAUUAUGUUACAGUACUUCUGAUUUUUCACUGAUAUUGAUUGUUUGGUUUUAUUCAUGGGGAUAUCUAAAAUAUCUUCAGAACUGUUGGACUGGUUUGGUAACAGUACAUUUUUUUCUUUUGCUCUGUUUUAUUCUCUGUUCAGUUUAUACUUUUUUUUUUCAAAUAAUGAAAUGUUUUGUUUAUAGCAAUGACGACCUAAUUCUAGUCAUAGCUUAUUAAUUAAAAUCAAACUUUUACCUGAGACGCUAAACGAUUGGAAAUGUACAAGAUUAUGAUAGAAGCAAAUGUUCUUGGCCUACAUUCCCUUCAAGUUUCAUGCUAUGAAAUGCCGUGCAAAUAGAUCAGCUAGGAGCAUUGGUUGACAUUCUCCUACAUUUUAGUUUGUUGCUAAUUCCGAAUUAAAAUUUUUAGAAGCAUGUUUAAAGACAUGAUGCUCAAAGUUGUAGAGAACUCAAAUAUCAACAUGAAGGUCCCGUGGCCUUGUAAACUGUUAGUGAAGAAAAUAUUUGUAAUACUGCUUCCAUAAAAUUUUUCUUUUCUUAAUUUACAAAACUAUGUCAUGAGGAUCCUAUUCCUUCCUUCCAAGUCUAUGUCUGAAAUUGGAACUCGUUUUCAAAAUAGUGCCUUUUGAGAUGAUCUGAAUUCUGUUCAUCAAAUGUCUUCAUCUACGAAUCAAAUUAUAUACAGAUAAUCUUUUUUAAACAAUUCAAUUAUUACAAAGUCAUUUUUGUGUACACUAUUAUUUUACACUCUAUUGUGUAUUUAUAUAGGAGAACAAUCUCAAGUUUAGAGUGCAUUUGAUGCUGUAACUAUUUCGAUAGUUAUAUUGUUUAUUUAUUUAUUGUCAUCAUUAAUGGCCAGAUUCGUAACAAAUAUCUAUAAUAUUUUUUUUUGACAAAUUUUGCUCUACUCUUAUACAUGUCCCCAUAUCACUGGCUAGAGAUUGAUACGUUUCAUUGCAAAAUAGCACAAAAAACAACAUAGUAUUUUUUUUAAAUAACAGAAUAUAUUGGAAAAACAAUUCUAUCAAUGUGUCCUUAACACAAAUAUGCCCUUAGGAAAAGUAUUAUUAUAUAAUUGAUUUGUUGCACAUGUGAUAUUUUACGAACACCUGUUAAUAGCUGAAUCAAAAAAUGUAAUGCUUAUUUUAUAGACCUGCAUUACUGACAGAGAACUUGUACAUGUAUUUUUUAAUUAUGAUAUAUAUUGACGUCUUAUUCUACAACUGGUUCUGCCAUGUGGAAUAUAGAAAUAUCGGGGAACUUAAUCAGUUUUGUAGAUACUUACUGUUCUUGCUAACAGAAAAAAAUUGAUGUGAUUGCUGAGUGCCCUUUACCAAAAGCAUUUUUAUUAUCGAAAUUUAUUUUUGUAAAAGAAAUGUUAUCUCCUUUCUACACAGAAAAUAAAAUCCAAUUGUUAUGUAGUUAAUUUUAAGAUUACAGAUAUGCAUGCAUACCUCUGAUAAACUAUACAUUGGUGAGAAUCUGUACAACUGUUUGCAAGCUUGUUAAAAAGUAUUUUUGUUGGCCACAAAACUGCUACUUAUAUGUUCUGCUUUGUGAAUUUAAGAAGUUUAUAUUUAAAAGUGAUCAUUAAUAAAUAAUGAGGUUAAAAAGAGGUAGCAGACUUCAUGCAUAUCCUUUUGUUUUAAAAUGUAUCAAGUAUAUAAAAACUGGUUAAUCACCUUCCAAGUCAAUGAAUUACUGUACUAUUGGUCUUCUUUGGAAAACUUUUCAUUGUGUACUAUUUUUUUUUGUUUCUUUGACUUCUAAUGUCAUAAUACAGAUCUCAGUGAUAUUGAACUGUUGAUAUUAAAGACCUUGUGUUCCGUCUUAUCUGGAUAUAUAUUUAUUGAACUUUUUCACUUUCCUGGGUCUGGGUUUUGCCUUUUUGUUUUAAAUUCAUGUUAAAUUUUGUUGCACCUUAAACAGGGUUCUCAUUCUUGCUAUCUGCUUUUGUUAUUGAACCAAGCAUUUAAUAUAAUUUAUUUUGUUAUUGAUAAUAAUACAUAUUUGCUUAUGCUUUUUUUUUCCUGUUGUCUUUUUUUCUUAAAUUAAAAUGUACAAUCAGUUCCUGAUA